AUGCCAGUAGUAAAAGGCGGCGUAUGGACCAAUAUCGAGGAUGAAAUCCUGAAAGCUUCUGUGUCGAAAUACGGCUUGAAUCAAUGGGCCAGAGUAUCCUCCCUCCUUGCACGCAAGACACCCAAACAGUGCAAGGCGAGAUGGUCAGAAUGGCUGGAUCCAGGGAUCCGAAAGAUAGAAUGGUCAAAGGAGGAGGACGAGAAGUUGCUUCACCUUGCGAAAUUGAUGCCUACACAAUGGAGAACUAUUGCGCCUAUCGUUGGAAGGACUGCCACGCAGUGUCUCGAGCGUUAUCAGAAGCUACUGGAUGAGGCAGAGGCUAAGGAGAAUGAUGAGCUGGGCUUGGGAGGUCCAGAAGGCGCAGAGACGCUGGCACCAAGUGGUGAUGAUGUGAGGAGACUACGACCAGGAGAGCUCGACCCAGACCCGGAAUCGAAACCGGCAAGGCCAGAUACCAUUGAUCUCGAUGAAGACGAGAAGGAAAUGCUCAGCGAAGCUCGAGCACGACUCGCAAAUACCCAAGGCAAGAAGGCGAAGCGGAAAGCGCGAGAGCGACAGCUGGAGGAGUCGAGACGACUUGCAGUUCUACAGAAGCGGCGGGAGCUAAAAAAUGCUGGAAUCAACAUCAAGAUUGUCAAUCGUAAGAAGGGUCAAAUGGACUAUAAUGCCGACAUCCCAUUCGAGAAGCCAGCCAUUCCCGGCUUCUACGACACGCAGGAAGAACAACUCCGGAAUGAGCACCAAAGAGAGGCCUUUGAUCCACGCAAACAGCAGCUGGCGAACAAGAGAAAGGGCGACCAGGAUGAGGAUCCGGACCGCAAACGCCAGAAGCAGGACAAGAACAAGCCAUCUGCCGCUUUUGCAGCUGCAGCGAAAGCCGGUCAGAUGCAGAAGAUUAGAGAAGCAGAACAACAGAGCAAGCGGAGGUCAUUAGUGCUUCCUGCACCACAAGUAAGUGAGGGCGAACUAGAAGAGAUCGUGAAGAUGGGCCUGGCGGGAGAUCGAGCGGCAAAAAUGGCCGGAGAUGAAAAUGAUGGAACGAAAGGACUAAUAUCGAACUACAAUAACAUGGUGGGCAGUACGCCAAUCCGCACUCCUCGAGCGCCUGCGCAAGAGGAUCACAUUGCCAACGAAAUCAGGAACAUCCGGGCUUUGACAGAGACACAAUCUUCCUUGCUUGGUGGCGAGAAUACGCCAUUACACGAGGGCUCUGCGUCUACCGGCUUCGAUGGUAUAGCGCCGCGACGACAACAAAUGGUAACGCCUAAUCCUAUGGCAACACCAAUGCGUGGUGGUCCGAAUGGAGUGGCUGCCACACCACUGAGACCUGGUGCAACUCCGUUGCGGACCCCCAGAGAUAACUUCGCCAUCAAUGAGAACGGCAGCGGGCCGCUUGUUGGACAAACACCUAUGGAGAUCCGGCAGCAAGAGGAUCUUGCUCGCCAGUCUCUACGGGCCAAGCUUUCAUCUUUACCGAGGCCGAAGGAGCAAGAGUGGGAGCUCGAGGAGCUACCAUCUGAGACGGCAGAGACGAACGGAGAUCCGCAAGCCACAGAAGAAGAUGCAGCAGAGCUUGACAGGAGACGAGAAGAAGCCAGAAACCUUGCCGCCGCCGCCGAUUUCAAACGCCAAACGCAAACGUAUCAACGUUCUCUCCCCAGACCACGCCACAUCGAUUACGAAGCCAUGAAAAGGGAAGCAGAAGCUCUCUCCGACCCCAUCGAAUCCAUGAUCGCACAUGAAGCCGCUCUCCUCAUCGCCAACGACGCCCUCAAACACCCUCUCCCAGGAACCAAACUCACCGGCCAACCCGGGCAGCUCGACGCCCUAGAGGACAACCUUCUUGCCACCGCCCGCGCCGAACUCUCCACCGAACUCUCUUCAUCGGACCUCGAAAAAUACACCGAAGCAUUCAUUUCCACCCUCGAGUCGCAAUCCGCAUCCACCACUCUCCCCUUAUCCUUCACCCCGGAGACCACACCCUCCGAGUACUCAGCCGCCUUCUCCGCCGUUCUGAACGACCAGAUCCUCCCCCUCGCCACCUCGGGCAACAAGCUCGAGAAGAAACUCGCCCUCCACCUCGGCGGCUAUCAGGAGGCGGCCGAGGCGGUGCAGAAGGCGAGGGUGGCAUUGCAUGGGUAUCAGACAUUGCAGGUGAGCGAGGAGGCGGCGUUGGGGAGGAGGUUGGACGGGUUGAGAGAGGAAGUGAGUUUGGUGGCCAAGAGGGAGAGGGAGGUCCAGGAGCGGUAUCGGGACGCGAGGGAGGAGCUGAGGGAGCUGAAGGCGAGGUCGGACGGUCAAGCAAAGGUUAAUGGCAUCGCACACUGA
Messenger RNA from Endocarpon pusillum Z07020, 2328 nucleotides. RefSeq names its product Pre-mRNA-splicing factor cef1. NCBI's taxonomy places the organism in Eukaryota, Fungi, Ascomycota, Eurotiomycetes, Verrucariales, Verrucariaceae. Gene Ontology annotation, cellular component: Prp19 complex; spliceosomal complex. Gene Ontology annotation, biological process: mRNA splicing, via spliceosome. The transcript is spliced from 3 exons. Bases 1 to 2328 code for a protein of 775 amino acids. The record is from RefSeq and is a predicted model, not a curated record.